Messenger RNA from Andrographis paniculata, 3200 nucleotides. RefSeq names its product kinesin-like protein KIN-7H. The transcript is spliced from 16 exons. The record is from RefSeq and is a predicted model, not a curated record. The coding region runs from base 431 to 3115 and encodes 894 amino acids. NCBI's taxonomy places the organism in Eukaryota, Viridiplantae, Streptophyta, Magnoliopsida, Lamiales, Acanthaceae. Gene Ontology annotation, molecular function: ATP binding; microtubule motor activity; microtubule binding. Gene Ontology annotation, biological process: microtubule-based movement.
CGGAUCCAUAUACUAUAUAAUGGCCCAGCCACCGUGACACCGUCUUCCUCGCCUGCUCACCAGCUCCCCUUGAUUUGCGGUUUUACGGCGUCAUCUGUCUCACUUCCACAACAAUGAACCUCUCCUUGCCCCAAUUUUCCAUUUCUGUCCCCAUCAAUGGGUUAACUCACCUUGCAUUCAUUCCUUUCAAUUUGGUUGUAUUAUAUUUACGGAAAUGUUUGUUUCCUCUGGGUUUGGAUCACUUUGAUAUAUAUUCGCAUAGAAAAGGAUUGUGGGGCUUGAACAGAACGUAAACAUCUUGUGUCUGAAGUCCCUCUCUUUGUGAAAAAAGAGAGGGAUUAUGACAAGGCCUCUAUUUGUGGAUUUGCUAGCUAGUUGAUUCUCUUCGAGUGCAUUUGGGUUGGAUAAUAGAUCUGAUAUAGGAUUGGAAAUGGGGACCUUUAUUGGGGAUGAUAUGAUUGAAUGGGAUGCUCAAGAUUCAAGUGCACGAGAGGAGAAAAUCAUUGUUUCCGUAAGGUUGAGGCCUCUGAAUGAAAGAGAGUUGACAAGGAAUGAUUUCCCGGCUUGGGAAUGCAUCAACAACUCGACCAUCUUAUACAAAAAUGCUCAGAAUGAGCGAUCGUUGCUUCCAAUAGCCUAUACAUUUGAUAGAGUAUUCAAUACCAACUGCCCCACAAGGCAAGUUUAUGAUGAAGCUGCAAAGAAGAUCGCCCUUUCUGUUUUAAAUGGAAUGAAUUCAACGAUCUUUGCAUAUGGGCAGACGAGUAGUGGGAAAACAUACACUAUGUCAGGAAUCACAGAAUACACAAUGGCCGAUAUAUAUGAUUACAUAGACAAGCAUCCUGAAAGAUUCUUUGUCUUGAAAUUUUCUGCCAUGGAGAUCUAUAAUGAAUCAGUAAAAGACCUCCUCUGCCUAGAUAGCGGACCUCUAAGACUUCUAGACGAUCCAGAGAAAGGAACCGUAGUUGACAAACUUACAGAGGUGAUCUUAAGGGAUUCCGACCAUUUAAACGAACUCUUAUCAAUUUGUGAAGCUCAAAGACAAACUGGUGAGACUGCCCUCAAUGAAGUGAGCUCUAGAUCUCAUCAAAUACUGCGCUUGACUGUUGAAAGUGAAGCUCGUGAGUUUGUUGGUGCUGAAAAUAUGAGCACUCUAACAGCUACAGUGAAUUUUGUUGAUCUGGCGGGUAGUGAACGUGCAUCUCAGACAUCAGCAGCAGGCACAAGGUUGAAAGAAGGUUGCCACAUAAAUCGCAGUUUACUUACACUUGGGACAGUCAUUCGCAAAUUAAGCAAGGGAAGAAAUGGGCAUGUACCGUAUAGGGACUCCAAGCUGACACGAAUCCUACAGAACUCCCUAGGUGGCAACGCCCGGACAGGCAUUAUUUGCACAAUGAGCCCUGCUCAAAGUCUUGUCGAGCAAUCAAGAAACACACUACAUUUUGCAAGCUGUGCUAAGCAGGUCAGUACGAAUGCACAGGUCAAUGUGGUGGUGUCUGAGAAAGCAUUGGUGAAGCAACUGCAAAAAGAACUAGCCAGAUUGGAGAAUGAGCUGAGGGGCUUGACUUCACGUUCUGCCUCUUGCGGGCCUGCUUCGGCACUCAAGGAAAAAGAAGAACUGAUUGAAAAGAUGGAUAAAGAAAUCAAAGAAUUAACCCUUCAACGUGACAUGGCUCACUCUCGUCUUGAGAGCUUGUUACGCUCAGGGACAACAUCUCAAGCAUCACAAUCUUCGGGCUACACUAGCAGCCAUGAGAAAGGUUCUUCGGCAGAUGAAUAUUCAGCAUCAGAAGCAUCUGAGACUGUCGGUCCCAAUAGGCAUAAUUUCGGACUUGAAACGUGUCACACUCGCAACAAAUCUGAGGAUCCCAUAACCAGCAAGAUUGAAGAUCAGUUCCCCGAGUGUGUUGAAGAACAACUUUUGUCUAGCGAGACAUCACCAACACAAUUCAUUGAUAAGUACUUCGGCCCUGAUCCACUUAAGGGAUGGGAGAAGAUUGCUCAAGCAAGUGACAACACUGAAGAUAGCUGCAAGGAGGUUCGAUGUGUAGAAAUUGAUUUACUGAAGAUCGAUAAGGGUUCAAGUUCACCUUCCCUGGAAACAAGACAUCACAGCUCAGGAUCAUCCCCUUGUGUAGUAUUGGAGAAUGAUGCAUCUGAUCCACGCACAAGCAUGACUAGAAGCACUAGCUGUGCAGCAAUCAUCAGUACAACCACAGACUCUCUGAAUUCUGAGAUACCUGAGGAAAUCGAAAGCAAAGUAGACAAUACAGAAGGCGAAGCAGAAUCAAUUAAUGUCGAGGUGUUGGCCAAUUCGGAUAAUGCAUGCACAGAAGACUCUGAGAAUGCAACCACGAAUGAAGAAGAGCAAAAAGCAGUCGUGUUGAGCGAAGAAUAUCCGGAAAAGCAACAAGAAACAUGUGUAAAAGAUGUCAGUGAAGUGAUCGAUCCUACCCCAGUAGGAAAGCUUGAGGACAAUAUGGAAAUAGCUGAAAAAGCUACAGAUAACCUACAAGAAACUGCAGAUGACGGCUCUAAUGAAACUCACGACAAGAAGGAAUCUGUUCCAGAUUGGCGCAUAGAGUUCGAAAGGCAGAUGAAGGAAAUAAUCCAACUUUGGGAUGCUUGCCACACUCCAUUGGCACACAGAACCUACUUUUUCCUUCUAUUUAAGGGAGAUCCUUCGGAUGCUGUCUACUUGGAGGUGGAGCUUAGACGGCUCUCAUUUCUCAAAAAUCCGAUAAAUGGAGCCGGAGUCACAAAAGACGAUCCAUCUUUAUCACAGGCCUCAAGGGCAAAAGCGCUGAACCGGGAGAGAGAAAUGCUGAGCAGAAAGAUGCUAAGAAAGUUGUCAUCUAAAGAAAGAGAGGCUCUAUACAUAAAGUGGGGCAUUGACAUAAAGUCAAAGCAGAGGAGGCUGCAGCUAUGCCGGAAGCUAUGGACAGACACUGCAGACAUGGAACACAUUAACGAGAGUGCUACUGUCGUGGCGAAGCUGGUGGGAUUCAAGGGGCCAGGGCAGGCCCCAAAAGAAAUGUUCGGCCUAAGCUUCUCCCCGAAGCCAGCACAUAUGAGGCCCUUCAGCUGGACACACAGCCUUCCUUCGAUGAUAUGAAGAGAAGACUGAAGGCAGAAAUAGUAGUACACUUGGACAUCGGAAUGCGCAUUUUAUGGCGUUUGUACUCCUUCUACUAACGUGC